AGACUGUGAGUGGCAUAUGGUUCUUUUUAUCGAAUAAAGUCGUUUUUGCAAUAUCCUUAUGACAAGUAGGGCAACAAUACAUAUUCUUUCGGUACAAGGAAACUGAGACUUCAUCCAACCGAACUUGUAAUAAACUCUAACUAGGCAUUGUCACAUGUUCUUCUCAUACCUGAUUCAAAAAUUGAAGCGACAACUAUCUCCUUUUUCAGGAGUCGUUUCUUCACUUGUACAACUGCAACGUAGUCCACAAGAAACUAUUCUUAAGGGUUUCCGUAGUCGAAGCUAUGGUAAAGAUGUUGUCGUUGGGAUGUAUUGGGGACGCUAUGAUUCUAUGCAGUCCUUAUUUGGUCACAUACAAACUUCGAGGAAACAAAGCCUUGGCUUUAUGUCACUAUCUGUUCUACAGAGUUGUUUAACCUGUUUUCAUUCCCUGCACCGUUGGAGACUGUCUUUUUCUUCAAGGAAGUUUUCUCGACUCAAGUGUAACGUUCAACCCAGUCGAGUUGACUCGAGAGUGCCAAUAGUAAUAAAUACUUCAUCAGAAGAAGAAAUUCCCAAGGAAACGUCUUGUAAGCAUCCACGGAUUGCGGAACUUACAAGGAAUCAGUUGCCUACAGAGCAACUCUCGUGGGAAGAUGUAGAAAGACUUACCUGCCACUUGGUACAUAAAAUUAAGGAAGAACAGUAUAUAUUUGACGCAAUUCUUGCCAUUACGAGAGGCGGUCUAAUUCCUGCUACUAUUGCUGCGGAAACUCUUGAGCUUCGAACAGUUUUUGUGGCCACUGUUAUCUUUUAUGGUGACCGAGGUGAUCCUUUUUAUGGCUUGGCAGAACCUCGCAUUUUGUUUUUUCCAGAGAAAGCAUCACUGGAAGGUAGAAAGGUUCUUGUUAUUGAUGACGUUUGGGAUACAGGUAGAACUUGCAAAAAGGUAGCUGAAAGAUGCAUACGUUCGGGAGCUGAGUGCAAAACUGCUGUGCUACAUUACAAACCUUCUCGAACGCAGUUUUCAGAUUCGAAGCCUGAUUUCUUCUCUGUGACUACUGAUAGGUGGAUUGUAUAUCCUUGGGAAUUGCAUUCACCUGUGACACGGGAUCUAAUGCCUACCUAACUGUGUUGUGCCUGUUUUGAGAGCUAUGAAAAGCACAUUCUAAAUUUUGUUUGGUUAUUUCUUCUUGGCGAUAAUGUCUUUGCAUGUAUUGAAAGAUUCCACUGAAAGAUAAAAUUCCUAUCUUUAUUGACAGUUGUCAAUUUUGUA
Molecule: messenger RNA, 1255 nt
Organism: Galdieria sulphuraria
Lineage: Eukaryota; Rhodophyta; Bangiophyceae; Galdieriales; Galdieriaceae
Product: purine phosphoribosyltransferase-like protein
Exons: 1
Coding region: 155-1108 (317 amino acids)
Source: RefSeq, a predicted model, not a curated record